Anarrhichthys ocellatus (wolf-eel) is the source of this 715-nucleotide messenger RNA. Its product is annotated as transcription factor COE3-like. The record is from RefSeq and is a predicted model, not a curated record. NCBI's taxonomy places the organism in Eukaryota, Metazoa, Chordata, Actinopteri, Perciformes, Anarhichadidae. Gene Ontology annotation, biological process: regulation of DNA-templated transcription. Gene Ontology annotation, molecular function: DNA binding. The transcript is spliced from 6 exons. The annotation marks the transcript as partial.
CGUCCCACAGCCUUGAACGAGCCCACCAUCGACUACGGCUUCCAGAGGCUACAGAAGGUCAUCCCUCGCCACCCCGGGGACCCCGAGAGGUUACCUAAGGAGGUGCUGUUGAAGCGAGCAGCCGACCUGGUGGAGGCUCUUUACGGGAUGCCACACAACAACCAGGAGAUCAUCCUGAAGCGGGCGGCCGACCUCACCGAGGCGCUCUACAGCGUCCCUCGCAGUCACAACCAGCUGCCGUCUCUCACCGGCUCCGCCGCUCACUCGGGGAUGAUGGGAGUGAACUCCUUCAGCAGUCAGCUCGCCGUCAACAUCUCCGAGGCCUCGCAGGCCGACCAGGGUUACUCCCGUAACUCGAACAGCGUGUCUCCUCGCGGCUACGUGCCGAGCUCCACGCCUCAGCAGUCCAACUACAACACCAUCACAUCCACCAUGAACGGAUACGGAGCGGGGAUGACCAACCUGGGCGUACCCGGAUCCCCCAGCUUCCUCAACGGAUCCACCAACUCUGCUUACGCAAGCCCUUAUUCAUUCUCUCCUGUCCAUAUGGUUUCUGCAGUCAAACAGAAGAGCGCCUUCGCCCCCGUCGUGCGGCCACAGACCUCCCCGCCCCCCACCUGCACCACCAACAAUGGCAGCAACCUCCAGGCUAUGGCAGGUCUCAUCGUGCCCCCAAUGUGAGGAGGGUUACCAGAUACCGUCAGACCACCACCCC